GAUUCAUUUAGUUGAUGAAAUCAAUACCCUAAUUAAACGAAAAUGGCAGCAGCUAAUUCAGUCUGGAUUUCCCUCCUUGUAUCAAUAAUAAUAGUCAUAUUGUUCAUCCAGGCGGUUCCUACAGCUCAUUCCCAGAACGAUGAAGAUCAACUGAUCUGGGCAAAGAGAGUCGUGUCCGGAAACCAGGUAAUCACCAAUCUCCAAUUCUACUUCCACGACGUCGUCGGCGGCCGGAAUCCCUCUGCAAUCAGAAUCGCCGAAGCUCCUCAGACCAAAAACUCCACCACCUUCUUCGGCUCCCUCAUGAUGAUCGACGAUGCGCUCACCGUCGGACCCGACCCGGCUUCGAAGCCGGUGGGUCGGGCCCGCGGGAUGUACGGUUCGGCGGGCCAGACUGAUUUCGGGCUGAUCAUGGCUCUUAGCUAUGUCUUCUCCGACGGGAUCUACGACGGGAGCUCCUUCAGCAUGCUGAGUAUAAACCCGGCGACGGAGACGGUGAGGGAGAUGGCGGUUGUUGGGGGCACCGGGCUUUUCCGGAUGGCCCGCGGCUACGCCAUUGCACGAACCUACUGGCUCAAUGCAGCCACGGGUGAUGCUAUUGUGGGAUAUAAUGUCACCAUUCUCACUUAUGUUUGAGAUUUAAUUAUAUAUAAAUAUUGAUUGUUAUUGCUAUUAUAUUUAUGUAGUAUUUUUGUUAUUAAUUGUUGAAGUUUAAAAAUUUUAAUUGGAGUA
Molecule: messenger RNA, 732 nt
Organism: Andrographis paniculata
Lineage: Eukaryota; Viridiplantae; Streptophyta; Magnoliopsida; Lamiales; Acanthaceae
Product: dirigent protein 23-like
Exons: 1
Coding region: 43-636 (197 amino acids)
Source: RefSeq, a predicted model, not a curated record